Molecule: messenger RNA, 4165 nt
Organism: Engraulis encrasicolus (European anchovy)
Lineage: Eukaryota; Metazoa; Chordata; Actinopteri; Clupeiformes; Engraulidae
Gene: rcor3
Product: REST corepressor 3
Exons: 13
Coding region: 97-1923 (608 amino acids)
Biological process (GO): regulation of transcription by RNA polymerase II; negative regulation of DNA-templated transcription
Cellular component (GO): histone deacetylase complex; transcription regulator complex
Molecular function (GO): transcription corepressor activity
Source: RefSeq, a predicted model, not a curated record
GGGGGUUAUUGAGGGAGACAAGCCUGAAUAAUUUGUGCACUGUAUGCAUAUACCUGUAAUUUCCUUCUGACAUAUUAUCCAUUUAAUGCGUUCACGAUGCCUGGGAUGAUGGAUAAAGGUUCGGAAUAUCUUGGGAAAGGGAGAUCUAAUGGGACGAAAAGCCCCUCAAACGCCUCGAAUGGACAUUUUUCGGAUGAGAGUGGCAGUGACGACGAGCACGAUGUGGGUAUGCGAGUUGGAUGUGAUUAUCAAGCAAACAUUCCCGAUUACGACCCGGGUGCGACGAAAUACACCGAUAAAGACGUUGGUGGGAUGUUAGUGUGGUCUCCUUACCAUAGUAUUUUGGAUACGAAAUUGGACGAAUACAUCGCCAUUGCCAAAGAGAAACACGGAUACAAUGUUGAGCAGGCUCUCGGCAUGCUCUUCUGGCACAAACACAACAUCGAGAAGUCCCUCGCGGAUCUUCCUAACUUCACCCCCUUCCCUGACGAGUGGACUGUUGAAGACAAAGUUCUGUUCGAGCAGGCCUUCAGCUUUCAUGGGAAAAGUUUCCACCGGAUACAGCAAAUGUUGCCAGAUAAGUCGAUAUCCAGCCUGGUGAAGUACUACUACUCAUGGAAGAAGACGCGUUCCAGGACCAGUCUGAUGGACCGGCAGGCUCGGAAGCUGGCCAACAGAAACAACCAGGAGGAGAGUGAUGAAGAAAUGGACGACGCCAAUCCUAUUGAAGCGAAUGACAGUGACUACGAUCCGACUAAAGAGACUAAGAGAGAGAGCCACGCAGAAACUCAGAGCCACUCGGAGACCCAGAUGAUGACGUCGUCCAAGGUGGGGCUGGGCCGCCGGGACCACCAGACGCUGCAGCACCGCCACCACUCGCAGCGCUCCAAGUGCCGCCCCCCCAAGGGCAUGUACCUGACGCAGGACGACGUGGUGGCCGUCUCCUGCAGCUCCAGCGCCGCCAACACCGUCCUGCGGCAGCUCGACAUGGAGCUGGUCUCCCUCAAGAGACAGGUUCAGAAUUCCAAACAGCUGAACAGCAGUCUGAAACAGAGGAUGGACAUUGGCAUUGAAGAACUCCGUCUACCAGAGGCGAACCAGAAAGUCAACGCACGGUGGACCACCGACGAGCAGCUUCUUGCGGUGCAAGGCGUGCGCAAGUACGGCAAGGACUUCCAGGCCAUCGCGGACGUGAUCGGCAACAAGACGGUGGGCCAGGUGAAGAACUUCUUCGUCAACUACCGGCGCCGCUUCAACCUGGAGGAGGUGCUCCAGGAGUGGGAGGCGGAGCAGGGCACCAGCGGCCCGCGCGGCCCCAACGGGGUCGGAGACUCCUCCUCCUCCUCCUCCUCCUGCACCUCCUCCACCGGCCUGGGCCUGGGCCACCUGGGGGCCACCGGCGACGACACCAAGAACAGCUCUAGCACGCCCUCCGUCAAGAGCACCGACGAGGAGGAGGAAGAGGUGACUCCUGCCUCUGGUCCAUCUCCAGUGUCCCAGUCCUCUGCCACGGCUCAGCCACCCUCCUCCUCCACCACCACCACCAGCAGCAGUGGCGGCCCGACCUCCCUCCACCAGCCCCCUCCCCUGCUGCGCCCCUCUUUACCCGCCGCCCCCGCCCUCCACCGCCACCCGCCGCCCCUCCAGCAGCAGGAGCGCUUCCUCCAGCCUCGCCCCACCCUCAACCAGCCGCCUCCCCUCAUCCGGCCCUCCUCCAACCCCUUGCCUCCCCGCCUCAACCCCCGGCCGGCGGCGCCUGCCCCCAUCCAGGCGGCACCCCCGCCACUACCCUCCUCCUCCGCUUCCUCCUCCUCUUCCUCGUCUGCCUCGGUCACAGCCAGCGCCCCCCUCCAGCAGCAACAGGCCCCCACUCUCAUGGGCGUCCACGCCCAGCCGGAGACACCCACGCCGUCUCUGCACUGAGCCAUGCUUCUAUGAGCCUCGGACACUAGACCUAACCCAUCCGCCAGAAUAGAUUUUUGGGGGAUUUUUUGGGUGUUUUUUUGCCUGGUGGGUUGGUCUUGCCUUGCACCAUAGGGGAUGAUGGUAGCUGGGCUAUCCAUGAAUAUGGCCUGGCUCUGUGUCCUCUACUUUACAACACUCUGUCCAGUUUUAAAUCUCUGUAAUAGUGAGUCAUUGGGAUGGGCUUUAGCAAUGCUGACUUUGCCUAUGGUGCGAGCCCAGACUAAACAUUUCAUGUUAUAAGUCUGGUUUGGCUGGCUACACUCCUAUCUCACUCCCACGCCAAGUCCACAGGGGCCUAGUCCGGAGGUGAGAGGAACAGAGAUGCUCUUUUAUUCAUAUCUCUGAGAAUAUCUGGAUGUAUUCCGUUUUUUUAUUUAUGGCAAAACAAAUGUUUGCUGGGCAUUACUAGCCAGAUACUGAGGGUGUUUUUUGUUUGUUUUUUUGACCUCCGCCAAGGAGGUGAGGUGAUGUUUUCUUUUCUUUGUUCUUCCUUGAGCUUGUUGUUGAGAAGAUAUAGACAUGUUAACCUGUAGUUUUAUUUAUUUAAACAUUUUAAAAUGUAAAUCAAAAUUAUGUUAUGAUAACUUAUAAAUGAUCUGUUUGUGUAUUUCAUGUUUCUUGGGAGUUUUAAUGUGGUUGAAAAUAACGCAACUGAGGUUUCACACAGAUUUUUGUUGGCCCUAUUUUUUGUUUUGUUUUUUUAGAAAAGUACUUUCAACAUCAGACACCAAAAUGUUAAGGGCCAUCUGACUCGUUCUUGCGUUGUUUUUUGUCGUUCCUUGUGUAAAAUUCUGAACCUAAGCUCAGUGAUUUUUAGAUUUGUUAAAAAUUGCUCAUUUGUGAUUUGUAUAUAGAAGCAUUUAUUUAUUUUUGUACCUGGUGCUAUGGACUCUUCUUUGGUUUUGUCGAAAUUGUGGCAUAACUGAAAACUUUCAAAGUGCUCUUAAAAGACUAAGACGGGAAAAUUGUUCUUAUAACUUGGACAUGUAAAAAUAAGGAGGAUGAACACAGAAAGUGUUGCUAUUUAAUCGGCUGUGUAAAACACGGCAUGGAAGAUUUUGAAGAUCGGUGUUCUAAAAUGGAUGAAAAAAAAAGGUCAAAGCAUCUCAAAGCAUUUUGUACUCAUGCCUUCAGAACUGCAUCGUCAGUGUUUUGCUUAUUUCAAGGGAGAAAAAUGCUGUUCCCUGUUAUAUACCACUCCUGUGAUUGGUGAAUUACUCAUUUUAAAAGGUUUGUAAUUUGUCUGCAAUUGUAGUGCAAGGGUUUGCCAAGAAAAGGUUCAUUUUGCCAGUGAAGCUAUGUAGUGAAUCACACACUUGUAUUUAACACUGCGUGUUAGUAAACAACACAGCUUUUAUUUUCACUAUUUAUUCCUUCGGAAAUUGUCCCCAUGUUGUGACGCAGCUGUUUUUUAUGUACUUUUUUAUUGAAAAUGUCCACUUUUUAUCUCUUUCUCUUGCAAGUGUGUUACUGUUGUGUUUUCUGUUGGCCUCUGACCUGUUUUAUUUAUUUUAUUUUUAUUUGUCACUAUCGUUUACAGUUUCAUCAGCACUACAUACGGAACUUAAUUGCCUGGUUGGCAAUUCUCCAUGUUAACCAAAUCUUAACUAUGGACCUGUUUGACUUCAAGGCAUCUAUGGACUGUACAUGUUAUGUGCCAUCCCCCUUUACUCCUCCCUUUACUGCAUAUUUAAGUUCAGCUAACUCACCGCUUCGCUUGAUUAUUAUUACUUAAUUAUGUGGCAUGCACUGUAAUGAAAAGGCUAAUUGUUUAGUUCUUGUGGAAUUGCAUUGUAUUGUAAUGUACCAAGCUGAGUAAAAAUGGGGGGACAAGAGAUCCUAGCUACUGUACACUGAAAUAUACCGAUGUAUAAACCCCUUUUUAUAAAAAUAAAAAAAAUGGGGGGGUGGGUCGACAAACCUCAUUGCCAACGACUCCCCUCUUAGUGAUGAGACAUUAGAAAAUGCAGUGACAAACCGUUUGGAGACCUGUUUGUCAUAUUGACUUCUUGGGCACUUGCACAUGACGUUGCUUUUUAUUCCGGGAUAUUGUAUGUCUGCAUGUUAUUAUAGGUAUAUGAAGCUGUCAUGCUGGUAACGUGAGUAAUUUUACUGUAUCACAGAAUGUUAUACUAUUACUUGUCACUGAGCAACUGAGAAUUAAAAACGGGUACUCAAGUACUCAUUGGUGCCUAUUAAA